AUGGCCUCGCAGAACCGCGACCCUGCUGCUAGCGCCGCCGCAUCGUCCUGUAAGGGGGCCGAGCCUGGGGCAUGCCCGUCUCUCGGAUCCGUGGGCAAGAGGUUACAGCAGUUAUUGAUGACCCUAAUAAUGACUAUCCAUGGGGCUGCUGGGACAGUAUAUGAAGACCUGAGGUACAAGCUCUCCCUGGAGUUCCUCAGUGGCUACCCAUAUAAUGCUCCCACUGUGAAAUUUGUCACACCUUGUUACCAUCCUAAUGUGGAUACCCAAGGCAAUAUCUGUUUGGACAUCCUCAAGGACAAGUGGUCAGCUCUGUAUGAUGUCAGGACCAUUCUACUAUCUAUCCAGAGCCUGCUGGGAGAACCCAACAUUGACAGCCCACUGAACACACAUGCUGCUGAACUUUGGACAGACCCCACAGCCUUUAAAAAGUACCUGCUGGAAACCUACAUGAAGCGGGUGACUAGCUAG
Dromiciops gliroides (monito del monte) is the source of this 471-nucleotide messenger RNA. RefSeq names its product ubiquitin-conjugating enzyme E2 C-like. The transcript is spliced from 2 exons. Bases 1 to 471 code for a protein of 156 amino acids. Lineage: Eukaryota; Metazoa; Chordata; Mammalia; Microbiotheria; Microbiotheriidae. The record is from RefSeq and is a predicted model, not a curated record.